This is a messenger RNA of Neodiprion virginianus, 501 nucleotides long. RefSeq lists its product as uncharacterized. The coding region runs from base 91 to 501 and encodes 136 amino acids. NCBI's taxonomy places the organism in Eukaryota, Metazoa, Arthropoda, Insecta, Hymenoptera, Diprionidae. Gene Ontology annotation, cellular component: nucleus. The transcript is spliced from 3 exons. The record is from RefSeq and is a predicted model, not a curated record.
UCAACAAUAGUGAAACUCCUUAUUCCUUUAUUUAAACUACCGUACUUAAUUCUUUGAACCUACCUUGUUACCUAUAUCUUGUUUCAAACUAUGGCAUCAAAAAGAAUUAGAAGCGGACGGGCGACGGAUGCGCAAUUAGCGGCAAUGGUGCAGUUUAUCGAAACACACAAAGGGAUUGCGGAAGGGAAAUUCCUAAUUAUGAAUGGAAAGGAAGAACUCCGUAAAAAAUGGGAUCAACUGGCAAAUACUUUAAAUAUGACCAAAGGUGCAACCAAAACCACAUCUCAAUGGCAAGUAACUUGGAGAGAUAUGAAAAGUCGAACAUCACAGAAAGCACGUAAAAUUAGAAAUCAGCGUAAUGCAACAGGCAAUAAAGAAAUUGACGAAGUUCCAUUGACACCAUUAGAGCUAAGAGUCAUUGGAAUCAUUUGCAAAAACUACGUUGAAGGUAGCUCUGACUGUCCUGAUAGCGUUCCCGAAGAAUGGGUAUUUAUUAUAUAG